AUGGCACACGGAAUUUCAGACGUUGAUCCAACGAAAAAAGAACAUGUCGAUUCACCAGAUAUACUCGAUAAAAAACUGACUCAAUUAGCUGAUUGGAUACGAAAUGCAAAACAUGUUAUUGUAUUUACAGGUGCUGGUAUAUCAACAUCAACUGGUAUUCCUGAUUUUCGAUCAAGUAUGAAUACAAUAUUACCAACGGGACCUGGUGUAUGGGAACUUCGAGAUCAUCCUGGUGCAAAACGAUCUCCAACAGCUCGUACAACGACAUCAACAAAAGCGAUUCCAUCAGUAACACAUAUGGCACUUGUUGAAUUAGCUCGUCGUAAUCUUCUUCAUUUUGUUAUUUCACAAAAUACAGAUGGUCUUCAUUUACGUUCUGGUUUACCAUCAAUAUUAUUAGCUGAAUUACAUGGAAAUUCAAAUUUAGAAACAUGUAAGAAAUGUAAAACAAAAUAUUUACGUGAUUUUCGUACACGUACAUCGAAGAAAGUUCAUGAUCAUCAAACAGAUAGAAAAUGUACAAAAUGUGGUUCAAAACUUUAUGAUUCAAUUAUUAAUUUUGGUGAAAAUUUACCUGAAUAUGAUUUAGAAACAAGUUUUGAACAUGCAGAGCGUGCUGAUGUUUGUCUUGUAUUAGGUUCAUCAUUACGUGUAACUCCAGCAGCUGAUAUUCCACAACGAGUAGGUGAUCGUGGUGAAAAAUUAGUUAUUGGAAAUUUACAAGCAACACCUAUGUCACGUUUGGCUAAAUCAAAUAUUCAUGCACUUUGCGAUGAUCUUAUGCGUGGAUUAAUGGCUAAAUUAGAUAUUCCUAUACCAGAAUGGGAACUUCAUCGACGAAUACGAAUUACAAUUGAAGAUCAAACUAUAACAAUAGUGGGUCUUGAUCUUAAUCAAGAUAUUGUUUAUUCGCUUUUUUCAGAAAUAAGAAUCUUAGUAAAAGAAGAAACUAAAACACAAUAUGAUUCGAAAGCUAUUCAUAGCGAGGAACCAAUUGUACAUAGAAUGAAAAUAACUAAUCCAAAUGAUAAAAUGGAUGUUUAUAUUGAGUUGAAUUGGCAAGGACAUUAUAAUGAACCAAAAUAUACAGUGAAAUUUCCAUUAGCUAAUUCAAUAAAAGAAAUUCAUCUAUUCUAUAAUCCAAAAACAGGAACUUGGAGAGAAGAGUAA
Molecule: messenger RNA, 1170 nt
Organism: Adineta steineri
Lineage: Eukaryota; Metazoa; Rotifera; Eurotatoria; Adinetida; Adinetidae
Source: the annotation of a GenBank genome assembly